Synchiropus splendidus (mandarinfish) is the source of this 1563-nucleotide messenger RNA. RefSeq names its product cyclic AMP-dependent transcription factor ATF-1-like. Bases 731 to 1228 code for a protein of 165 amino acids. Lineage: Eukaryota; Metazoa; Chordata; Actinopteri; Syngnathiformes; Callionymidae. Gene Ontology annotation, cellular component: ATF4-CREB1 transcription factor complex; nucleus. Gene Ontology annotation, molecular function: RNA polymerase II cis-regulatory region sequence-specific DNA binding; DNA-binding transcription factor activity, RNA polymerase II-specific. The record is from RefSeq and is a predicted model, not a curated record. Gene Ontology annotation, biological process: regulation of transcription by RNA polymerase II. The transcript is spliced from 4 exons.
UGUGUGAGACGCUUGCCACCCAUUGAAGGAAACUUAUGCAUGUAUCCGAGAUCUGACACGAUCAUCAUCAUCUCACUUUCCGCCGAGAUUCGAACCGACAACCUCAUCAUCGUAAUCCUACUGUAAUAAUAUGUGUACUAAACUUCGGAAACAUCCAAUACAAUCGUUCACGGACACUUCGGGUCUCUCCACACAACAGAAAACCGGACCAUGUCUAGUUUGACGGUCGAGUUAAGUCGCGCAAGUUCCGGAUGACGUCACGGGGUUGCCAUGGUUUUUCCUUAGUUACGUUUUCCACAUUUUUACAAUCUUAUAUAUAGAUGCAACUCCUCGGGUUAUGGAUUACUGCCUUUUGUUGAUCGCUGUAGAACACCAGCUUUCCCCCCCACAAAGACAGAAUUGUUCAAAGUAAGCGACUCAAAUCAAAUCAUAGCCUUAUUGAUCUUUAAAUCAUAGGUUUACCACCUCGACUGACACAUCGCUAAUACUGAAUAUUACAUACAUAUUUACACAAAUCGUCGAGAGACUGAGAACAGACUGCCUUGUAUUGUUUAUCUACAAAAAAAUAGAGUUUAAAUAAAUGUCAAAUUUCACAUGGUGGUUCAACCCUUUUAAAUGUAGAUGCUGUUUAGUUUACACUAUUUGUUUUAUUUGCUUUAUUCAGCCGACAAUGAAACCGUAGUGUUGUUGAUUCUGGUGUUUUUGAGUCUCUCCGUUUUGAACGCAGAUAAUGGACGAUCCAGCUGGACAGUAUCACUUCUAUGAGGAUAGAAAAUAUUUCCCUGACAGUUAUUCUCUUUACACGCUCCCAGGAAACCCUCAGCAGUUCCAGUACGAGUGUCCGCAGAAGCUGCAAUUCAGGAUCGUGAACAAUGCGCCCCCUGCUGGAGCAGAGAGCCUCCUGCAGCAGCAGCCCACCAGUGGCGGGCAGAUGUUUUCCAGCAAGACGCUCCCAGAUGACAUGAGCGCCUACCAGCUACACGGCUCUGCCCCCGGCCUGCAGAGGCUGGUCGUCCCCGGCGCCAACCCCAAGAAGUCGGUGCAGGACCCGUCGCAGAAGCGAGCUGUGCGGCUGAUGAAGAACAGGAUCGCCGUCCAGGAGUUCCGACAAAGAAAGAAGGAGUAUGUGGAGCGCUUGGAGAAGCGCGCGGCCGACCUGCAGAGACAACACGCCGCUCUGAAGGAGGAGCUCAGCGCCCUCAAGGCCAAAUACGGACUCGCCAUGUGAUGUCCAGGAGGACUCUUCUUCUUCUUCGACAUGUCGCCGAGUGGAGCCGCAUGGUUUCAUCUGGACGUCAAACACUGUUGUGAAUUUCUGGUGCGUUUUUAUACCAUUAAAUAAAUGAAUAAUGGACUGGCAAGACGUUCCAGGACCAGAGUGGGGAGGAUAAGUGUUCUCCGAGGAAGCACUUUGCAUCCUUUAUUUAUUCCGUCGCGUGAAGAAAUAAGAGGCAAUGAAAGAGAAGCGAUGUGUACCAAGUUGGGAAGUUCCCCGGGAGAAGCGUCUUGACUGCAAUAACAGAGGGGACAUCUCUCUCUAGCGGCCAUUCUCUUGAACUACAC